AUGCCACCGUUUAUGUCAGGCUCCAGAGCCAUAUUUUCCUUAAUUUCAUGUCGAAACGCGAUCAGGAACCCGGUUAGCCGUUGUCUGGGGAUCCCACGGCGGAGAUUUGAAUCUGAUCAAAUUAGGAGAUUUGGUUCCCUCUCCAGCGUUGAGAGAUGCUCUUCUUAUGGGUUAAUGUCCAAUGAUGAUUAUGGUAGAGUCUCUUUUGGCACUGCAAGUUUAAUUCAGAGACGGCAUUUUCUGGGUUGUGGAGAUGGUGAAGAAGGUGGUAGUGACUUAUCUAAGAUCUACGAAGAGCGACGUGUUUUGGGGUAUUCUCCAGAGCAAUUGUUUAACGUAGUUGCAGCUGUAGAUUUGUACCACGGGUUUGUUCCUUGGUGUCAACGCUCUGAGAUUCUUAAAGAAUAUCCAGAUGGAUCAUUCGAUGCAGAACUGGAGAUUGGUUUUAAGUUUCUUGUUGAGAGUUACAUUUCCCAUGUCGAAUCCGAAAGGCCGAAAUGGAUUAAGACAACUGCAAGGGACACUGGUGUAUUUGAUCAUUUGAUAAACCUCUGGCAAUUUAAGCCAGGACCCAUUCCAGGAACCUGCGACCUUCAUUUCCAUGUGGAUUUCAAAUUCAACUCACCCCUCUAUCGCCAGGUAGCUUCAAUGUUCUUAAAAGAGGUAGCAACAAGACUUGUGGGAGCAUUUAGUGACCGAUGCCGACUAGUGUAUGGUCCAGGAGUUCGAGUAGAUGAAAACGCAUAUGAACAAAGAGCUUGAGACAUAUCUCUAUAUACAUAACGGAAGUAACACAUCAGUUUAGAUUCCAUCUUUUGAUUGCUAGAGAGCGAUUACGCAUAUCAUGUUUUGUUAUUUCAUAUAUAUGAAUGCUUUUGCAUAUGAAGAUCAAGAACACAUCAGAUGUUUGUUUAAAUGUAAAAGCAUAAAAUAAACACAUCCAUAUCUCUUUUGGAGUCUUUUCCUCCUUCAA
This is a messenger RNA of Capsella rubella, 973 nucleotides long. Its product is annotated as coenzyme Q-binding protein COQ10 homolog, mitochondrial. The record is from RefSeq and is a predicted model, not a curated record. Gene Ontology annotation, molecular function: ubiquinone binding. Bases 1 to 762 code for a protein of 253 amino acids. NCBI's taxonomy places the organism in Eukaryota, Viridiplantae, Streptophyta, Magnoliopsida, Brassicales, Brassicaceae. The transcript is spliced from 4 exons. Gene Ontology annotation, biological process: ubiquinone biosynthetic process; cellular respiration.